Messenger RNA from Nematolebias whitei (Rio pearlfish), 999 nucleotides. RefSeq names its product serine and arginine rich splicing factor 3a (gene srsf3a). The record is from RefSeq and is a predicted model, not a curated record. Gene Ontology annotation, cellular component: nuclear speck. Gene Ontology annotation, molecular function: RNA binding. The coding region runs from base 151 to 657 and encodes 168 amino acids. Lineage: Eukaryota; Metazoa; Chordata; Actinopteri; Cyprinodontiformes; Rivulidae. The transcript has 7 exons. Gene Ontology annotation, biological process: mRNA splicing, via spliceosome.
AGCCGUUGCUCUCCUAGCUUAAAGCUAAUAAGCUAUCAGCGGUCUCUCGUUGGACCGCGCGGAGAUAAAUCAACUGUAACAUUUUUCUAACAUUGUAGCUUAAAAUAAGAAAUACCUGAUUUUUGGACUCCUAACAAGACAAAAGUCAUAAUGGGAGAUCCUGCUUUUCAUCGAGACUGUCCCCUUGACUGCAAGGUUUAUGUGGGGAAUCUUGGAAACAAUGGAAAUAAGACAGAAUUGGAAAGAGCUUUUGGAUACUACGGCCCUUUAAGAAAUGUCUGGGUUGCCAGGAAUCCACCUGGUUUUGCUUUCGUGGAGUUUGAAGACCCUAGAGAUGCAACUGAUGCUGUAAGAGAACUGGAUGGCAGAACCAUGUGUGGCUGUCGAGUGCGUGUUGAGUUAUCGACCGGGGAAAAGCGCUCAAGGAGCCGAGGUCCUCCUCCAUCAUGGAGUAGACGCCCUCGGGAUGAUUUUAGGCGUCGUAGUCCUCCAGUCAGACGCAGAUCACCAAGGAGGAGGAGCUUGAGUCGCAGUCGCAGCAGGUCUCUGUCAAAAGAUAGACGCAGAUAUCGGUCUCUCUCCAAAGAAAAGAACCGCAAACGCUCGCGAUCCUUUUCUCGAUCAAGGAGUCGUUCCAGGUCCCAUGAAAGAAAAUGAAGAUCCUCCAUUGUUCUGCAAGAUCGUGCUAAAGUUGCAAGAAGGAAAAAAGUUUUAUAGGUCUUUAUUUUGUUUUUGUUUUUUAAUUAAGACUUUUGUUUGCACCUUUAGAACAGCCUAAGCUCGAUCAUAUGCAUUGUGGUCUAUCCAUUCAAUGAACAUAAAGGACUGAAUUUUUUUCAUUUCGUCAGCUGUUAUGGCAAGAUUUUCUCAUUUUACGAAUAGAUUUAUUCGCAUUAAACAAGUUCUAUUUUGCUCUGCAUGUUUUUGAAAUCAAAUACUCCAUUUAGUUUCUUAAUAGAAAUGUCCUUUGUUUUUUUAACUGCUGAAUUAAACUUUUGU